AUGAAGCACAACCCGUUCGUUUCGUCAGACUCGGGUAAGGCGCGCAAGCGUCACUUCAACGCCCCAUCGCACAUUCGCCGGAAGUUGAUGUCGGCGCCCCUAACAAAAGAGCUGCGCACCAAGCACGGAAUCCGCGCCAUCCCAAUCAGGACCGAUGACGAGGUCACCGUGACGCGAGGACAUUACAAGGGAAACAAUGGCCGCGUCAUGAGGGUGUACCGCAAGAAGUUCGUGGUGCACAUCGACAAGAUUACACGAGAGAAGGCGAACGGCACCCAGGUCCACAUCGGAAUCCACCCGUCGAAGGUCGCCAUCACCAAGCUGAAGUUGGACAAGGAUCGCAAGAACUUGAUCGAGAGGAAAGCCGAAGGAAGAGCUCGCGUCACCGGAAUCCUCAAGGGCAAGCACUCUGACGACUCCGUUGAACAA
Mesorhabditis spiculigera is the source of this 429-nucleotide messenger RNA. Lineage: Eukaryota; Metazoa; Nematoda; Chromadorea; Rhabditida; Rhabditidae. The record is from the annotation of a GenBank genome assembly.